Sardina pilchardus (European sardine) is the source of this 567-nucleotide messenger RNA. RefSeq names its product death-associated protein kinase 3-like. Gene Ontology annotation, molecular function: protein serine/threonine kinase activity; ATP binding. Lineage: Eukaryota; Metazoa; Chordata; Actinopteri; Clupeiformes; Clupeidae. Gene Ontology annotation, biological process: protein phosphorylation; positive regulation of apoptotic process; intracellular signal transduction. The record is from RefSeq and is a predicted model, not a curated record. Gene Ontology annotation, cellular component: nucleus; cytoplasm.
CGGUCAGUUUGCGGUGGUGAGGAAAUGCCGAAAGAAGAGCACGGGCGUGGAGUACGCCGCCAAGUUCAUCAAGAAGCGGCGGAGCAAGUCCAGCCGCCGCGGGGUCUCCAAGGACGACAUCGAGCGCGAGGUCAGCAUCCUCAAGGAGAUCCAGCACCCCAACGUCAUCACGCUGCACGACGUCUUCGAGAACAAGAGCGAUGUCAUCCUCAUCCUCGAGCUCGUCGCCGGCGGAGAGCUCUUUGACUUCCUGGCCGAGAAGGAGUCGCUCACGGAGGAGGAGGCCACGGAGUUCCUCAAGCAGAUCCUGGACGGCGUCCUCUACCUGCACUCCAAACGCAUCGCCCACUUCGACCUGAAGCCGGAGAACAUCAUGCUGCUGAACCGCUCGGCACCUCACCCGCGCAUUAAGCUCAUUGACUUUGGCCUGGCCCACAAGAUUGAUUUUGGCAACGAUUUCAAAAACAUUUUUGGGACUCCGGAGUUUGUAGCUCCAGAAGUGGUGAACUACGAGCCCCUAGGCCUGGAGGCAGACAUGUGGAGUGUCGGCGUGAUAACUUACAUUCU